GUAUUUAUAUGGAAAUGCGUCGAAUUCUAGUUCGCAUUUCUAGUUAAGAUAAUGAAGCGGCUGUUUAUCAUUGGUCUGUGUCUUGCUGUGGUCUUGGCGGCGCCUAGGCCAGACGACGAUGACGAUAACGACUUAGAUGAUAAUAAACCACAGCAACCACGCGCUCAGAGAAGGUUCCAGCAACACCAACACAACCAGAUUGAUGACGAUGAUGAUGAUGAUGAACUACAGCAUAACAGAAGAUGGCUUCACAAUCAACAACAUCAGAUGGAUGAUCAUGACGAUUUGCAUCAGCAACAACAAAUGAGGAGGAGAUUGCAAGAACUAACACUAAAGUUGAUCGACGACCGCGAUGAUGAUAACCGACUGAGAGCUGAUGUAAACAGACACAACCUCCGUCCAGACGAUGAUCGUGAUGAUGAACACUUAAGAAAAUCUGACGAUAAUUCAAACCUCGAUGUUCUAGCAAAGCAGUUAGAUAACUUAGCAGAGAAAUAUAAAGGGCGCGGAGUAUUGAAAGUCGGUUACAACCCGCCAUUAGUAAGAAAUGUGCCCGGUGCGCGCGCACACAAUUUGGGAAGUAUUGACUUCAAAUACUACACUCCAAGUGAAGUCGCCGGUAGAGCGCACCAUCAUAGAGACCUGGUGCCCGGGCCUUCAAUCAAAGCAAAUAAUGGCUAUGUGCUAUUGAGAGCACUAGAUCGACAGGAUCUCCGUGAUCGUGAUGAUGAUGACGACGAUGAUGAUGACCAGUAGUGAUGUAAACCUUUUGUACUCAAAACAAUGGACAUUGGACACGCCGCUUAACUUAAGAUAGCAUUUUAUUGGAGCAUAUGCAAAUAAAUUAACUGCAGUUGAAA
Pieris napi is the source of this 860-nucleotide messenger RNA. Its product is annotated as sarcoplasmic reticulum histidine-rich calcium-binding protein-like. NCBI's taxonomy places the organism in Eukaryota, Metazoa, Arthropoda, Insecta, Lepidoptera, Pieridae. The record is from RefSeq and is a predicted model, not a curated record. The transcript is spliced from 21 exons. The coding region runs from base 52 to 756 and encodes 234 amino acids.